UCUCUCUUUGGUUCAUUUCCUAUUCCACUGGACAGUUUCAGACGAUUUUUCUGAUCUAUCGCCACUAUCCUUGUUCAUGAAUGUUGCAUUUUUAGUAUUUGUUGAUUCCAGCAGAUUUCACCCUUUUGAUGAAAAAUUCACAUUCAUUGAUCGUUCUUUGUCGGUUAAUCUUUCCGUUUGGUCACUUUCUUGAAAUAUUAUGUGGUUAAUUUGGAUGCGUCUAUGUAAAUUUCAUAAUCAUGUGACGAGCUGAAUAAGGCUAAGUGAGAUUUUUUGGGGUGAGAAACAUGGUCUAAUUUUAGGGCUUUUAAACCAUUCAUCUGAAGUGAAGAGAGCUAGAUAGUUGUACAUAAUGGCAUGUAAGGGGUUCUGGGAAUGCAUGUUGAAGCUUUUGAACUUCUUAUUGAUGGUUGUGGGUUUGGCUAUGGUCGGAUAUGGCAUAUACCUCUUUGUGAAGUACAAGAACAUUGCUUCCUCUGGCGGUGAUGCGCACCCUACCCCGUUAAGUCUGGAGCUUGUACAGCUCGGUCGGCCCAUGCUGCUAGCUGUGUCUUUGGCCAAUAAUAUUUUUGACAAACUGCCAAAGGCAUGGUUUAUUUAUCUCUUCAUUGGAAUUGGUGUGGCUGUUCUUUUUGUUGCUUGUUGUGGUUGCAUUGGAACGACAACUCGAAAUGGGUGUUGCCUGACUUGUUUUUCAAUACUGAUAGUCUUGUUGAUACUGGUGGAGGUGGGAUCAGCUGCUUUUAUAUUCUUUGACAAAAGGUGGAUGGAGGAAAUUCCAACUGACAAAACUGGGAACUUCGAUAAGAUAUAUGAAUUUCUGGAGGACCAUUGGGAAAUUGUCAAGUGGGUUGCGUUUGGAGCUGUCAUACUAGAGACAAUUAUAUUUUUGUUAGCACUCAUUGUAAGGGCUGCUAAUAGACCAGCAGACUAUGAUAGUGAUGAAGAAUAUAUAGGUGCACCGAGGCAACAGAACCGACAACCAUUAAUUAAUCGGCAAACUGUUCCAACCACUGGUGUCUCUGCCGCUAAUACCCUUGACCAGCGCCCCAAUAGGAAUGAUGCAUGGAGUACGCGUAUGAGGGAAAAGUAUGGAUUGGACACUUCAGAGUUCACAUACAACCCCUCUGAGGCAGGCAGGCACCCGCAAGCUGCUACACAACCAGCUGAGGAAGGGAGUCGCUGCAUGAUAAUGUGAUGGUGAUGCUUGGUUUUGCUCGAAUUGAUUUAUUCUGAACCGGAUUGUAAUUACCUGGUGUGAGAUCUUUGUAUCUUGUGAGCUCAGUACUAGACAAAAAAUACGAUUUGUCGGUCGGCAUUCAUUUGAAGUCUUGUUGUUUCGCCCUUCCGUGAAUGCUUCUCUCAACUUUUCAGAAAGAGCUGUUUGCCAUCAUGUUACUUUAGGCAGAUUUUUGGGUGAUAUGUUAUAAUGUUGUGUGAAGUGAAUCGAGGUAUUCCUUUUACUUGGAAGUAUUUUGUUAUUGGGUUCA
This is a messenger RNA of Salvia splendens (bonfire salvia), 1490 nucleotides long. Its product is annotated as tobamovirus multiplication protein 2A. Gene Ontology annotation, cellular component: membrane. The transcript has 7 exons. Bases 353 to 1198 code for a protein of 281 amino acids. NCBI's taxonomy places the organism in Eukaryota, Viridiplantae, Streptophyta, Magnoliopsida, Lamiales, Lamiaceae. The record is from RefSeq and is a predicted model, not a curated record.